Peniophora sp. CBMAI 1063 is the source of this 270-nucleotide messenger RNA. The record is from the annotation of a GenBank genome assembly. Lineage: Eukaryota; Fungi; Basidiomycota; Agaricomycetes; Russulales; Peniophoraceae.
AUGGAUACCUCUGGAUUGAGCGCCGCUGAGCAGCAGCAUAUGCUGGCUAUCAUCGAGAAGAAGCAGAUGCAAGAACUCAUGAGGACAUACUCCAGCCUUGUUGAGCGCUGCUUUAGCUCAUGCUGUAACGACUUUACGAGCAAAGCACUGUCUUCUAAAGAGGAAUCGUGUAUGCAGAGCUGUGCGGCGAAGUUCAUGAAAUACUCGGAGCGCGCAGGGGCGAGGUUUGCGGAGGAGAACGCAGGCGCAAUGAAAGCAGUGGGCAAGUAA